CAUCGGGAUGCGGGACUGGUGCUGAGCUCUGACUCUUCGCCACAGACAAGUCUCGAUUAUCAUCACGGGGAUCACGCACAGGAAUUUUGUCUUUUUGGGUGUGUAUGUGUGAGGGGGGCUUUCUCGGAUUCCCAUUCGAAUCCUUUUUCGGUUGUCUCGAGUCAGCUGAUGGCAUGACGGAACUUGGUUUUGUGUGUUAGGGAUAAUAAUGGUCCGCUUCAAAUGUACAUUUUUACCCAGCUGAAGCCGAGCUUUCAUUCAGAGUCCAACUGGAUCCACACAGCGGGAUGGAUACAAAUGAGUUUGCAGUGCUGAAACUUUUUGUUGUUGGGAUUUUGGUCAAUGCCUGGAUGGUAGGCGGCUUUUCGGCGACUGAGAGUUUCCACAUCGAACCCACUUCUGCCAGGCCAGGGAGAGCCUGCAACGAGUCGCGCUUGGAGUGGGAAGUGGAGGUCUGUGGCGAAGACUUCAAGCGCGAUAUGGCUCACAUAGACCCUCAGUAUUGGUGCAACCUCACCCACUUUAUCAGUGAGUACCACGUCUUCACGCUGUGCACAGAGACCAAAUCCCUCACUGUCCACUGCUACUGGCCCAAUCCUCUGGUGGAGAGCUACAUCAUCCGCAUUCACAAGCACUUUUUCUCCAACUGCACCUUGGAGCAGGUGGUAUGGGUGGACCCUCCGGACAACACGCUGACCAUCCUCAUCCUAAUUCCCGUUUUCCUCACCUUGGCUAUGAUUGCUGUGGUGGUGUGGUGCAGCAAGAGGAGCGACAACCUGGCUUAGAAAGAGACAUACCAUGAUGGAGCAGGGGAGAGCGAUUCUGAUAAAAGACAAUCAAAACAUCCACGUACACAAUGAAGCGGUGUUUGAGAGUUUUGAGAGUUUGAGUGAGUUGGUCAUUUGGUCUGCAGAUGUUCCAGCGAUCCACCAUCUCGAGGUCUUGAGACAACGUGAACGAGUUCGAACAUUUGAGGUUGCCUUCACACGAGCAUCCUGUGAUCAAUUUACGUCAAACUCAAUUCGACCUUCAUCCUAUUCAAAUGGCAAAUUAAAGAAUUAGCAGAGACCUAAAAGACAUAAUAGUGACGCCAAGAUUGAGUGCACAUGUGUCCUGUUUAGCACGUUUGCAAUGCAUGAUAGAUGUACUGUACAUUUUUGGAUCAUCAGGACAUCACAGAAAGAAGGGGGCGUUUGUGCCAUUGUGCUCAGCUGACACCUGGCCAAUCGAAGCGGCUUCCCUUUUUCUCUUUAAAUUCAGGACAGCACACACAGAGCUUGAUAUUGCGGAAGCAGAAAUUGACUGGCUGGGGUCCGUGCAUGAGAUUGGCGCAGGCAAAAUGUGUUUAUAAAGGGUAAACUGCAAGAUCUCCCCUUGCGGAUGAUGUCGUUGGUCAUGCUUGUGACUUGGGCAAUCGGAAACCGUCCUGCACCACCGACUGUGCAUCCCCUAGAAGGUCCGGAGAGGUGCAAUGUGGUCCCAAACAUGAUAGACUAGAGUUUCCCCGGUACCAAAAUGAAGAUGCGCCUGCCGACAAAAAUAGGGCCCUCAGUGUGAGAGCACCCUUAAUGCUCCAUAUUCCAUGUAUUUAACUUAAUUCAUAUGGCUCAGGUUGCAUCAGAAAAAAAUCAUUUUGAUAAGCAGGACGGUUGAUUUUUGGCCCAUUUUUUAAAUGCAUUAACUCCCUUGCCCUUUGGCAUUGUAGAAGACCCAAGGGGCUUUUAAUUAACGCAACACAAACCAAUCGUUGUCAGUACUGUACAGUAUCUUUCUGAAUAUUCUAUUAUUCUUGAUAAUUCUGUUCAUGUUGUCAUAUGUCUGCUUAACACAAGCUUUGCCUAAACCCAGCCAUUGUUGUGACUAAAUCCACUGUGUUAGUUGAUGGAACGAAUACCAUACCAAACCAUCAUGUUCAUUGUCUUUAACAGUCUCCUACCCAAACGUUGAUGCCACAAAGGGUCUCAAACCCCACCAAAGACAUUCACGAUUAAAAUGUAUUUCCCAACGAUUCCAUUCCACUGUUUGUACAAACGACAACGUGCUUGAUCAAAACCGGUAGAUGGAGUUUGCCACCUUCCAAAUAUGAGGAUUGUGUUUUUUUUUUUUUUUGCUUGAUAUGAAGCUGUUCCUUCAGGCACUGGUUGCUCAUCCAACCUCUGGAAAGAGGUUAUAUGUAUAUUUGCCAAAAUUUCAAGCUAUUUAUUGUAUUUGCCUUAGAGUUAUUUGUACAUGUCCGGUGUGAAGCAAGAUGACCUGUUGAGGUUUUGAAUAUUUCAAUGGAGGAAUCAACUGGCCAGACGGAGACCAGUGGCCUUGGACAUUCUCGUCAGUCAGAGCACUGUAACGUAAGCUGAAGGCCAAAGGAUCCGGUGCUGGAACUCUUUUAAAUCAUGGGAAAUAAGAUUCCCGGUGGACAGCAUUUUCAACAUGACACAUGAAAGGAUGAAAAGGAACCCAAAGUUGGACUUAAAGGGAUGCUGUAAGUUUCCAUACACUGCUGAGUUACUCAAGGGACAGUCAUCACUGGAAAGGACAAACAAACAUGAGACAACACUUGGACCAACCAUUUUGAGUCUCUUGUGGCUGUUUUAUAACAGUGUAACUUAUCAGAUACUGAAUAGAAUAAAGUAUUGUUAAUACACCGAG
This is a messenger RNA of Hippocampus comes (tiger tail seahorse), 2646 nucleotides long. Its product is annotated as receptor activity-modifying protein 3-like. The record is from RefSeq and is a predicted model, not a curated record. Gene Ontology annotation, molecular function: coreceptor activity. The coding region runs from base 288 to 785 and encodes 165 amino acids. Gene Ontology annotation, cellular component: membrane; cell surface; signaling receptor complex. The transcript has 4 exons. NCBI's taxonomy places the organism in Eukaryota, Metazoa, Chordata, Actinopteri, Syngnathiformes, Syngnathidae. Gene Ontology annotation, biological process: regulation of G protein-coupled receptor signaling pathway; calcium ion transport; intracellular protein transport.